AAUAUUUUUGAACAACAAAGAAGGUAUCAUGAAGAACGAGAACGGCUUAUGGACGCCAUGGUAAAAGAAAUGCUUCAUAAGAAAUCGAGCUUCCGUGACACCAUCAAUUCUGAUCAUCGCUUGAAAGCCCUACUUGAUCAAUAUAUGGAGAGCACCGAAAAACUGAAAGAUUUGUACGAAGACAGAGAUGGUAUGAGGAAAGAGGAAGUGGCUGCUCUCUCUGGACCCAACGAGUUUGGAGAGUUCUACUCGAGGUUGAAGAACAUCAAGGAGUUCUACUGGCGACUUCCUAACGAGAUUUGUGUUCCCAUGUCUGUUGAAUUUGAAGAGAUCACAAAAAUGAGGGAGAACCCAACCGAAGAAAUGCAGAAUCUGAUUGAUUUUACUGAUGAAGAAGGCUACGGUAAAUAUCUGGAUUUACACGAAUGCUAUGAAAAAUACAUCAAUUUGAAAGGAGUUGAAAAAGUCGAUUACAUCACCUAUCUGACAACGUUCGAUCAUCUUUUCGAGAUGCCAAAGGAGCGCAAAAAUAGCGAAUACCGGAAGUACUUGGAGAUGUUGUUAGAGUACCUAGAAUCCUACGUACUAAGAAUAAAGCCUCUCCUCGACAUUGGCCAGGAGAUGGACAGUAUUCAGAAAGUCUUCCAGGAGCAGUGGGAGGCUGGUACAUUUCCUGGAUGGCCCAAAGAGACUGGCAGUGUACUGACGAACAUUGGUGCGCAUCUUGACCUGUCUGCUUUCUCAUCAUGGGAGGAGCUUGCUUCUCUUGGUUUGGAUCGUCUCAAAUCAGCUUUGAUGGCUCUCAAUCUGAAAUGUGGAGGGACACUUGAAGAGCGAGCUCAGAGACUUUUCAGCACCAAGGGCAAAAAGUCAUUGGAUCCAGCACUUCUCGAAAGUAAGCCGGGAAAAAGCCGAGACUCUGAACGUCAAAAGAAUUGCAUUUUUGGAAGGCAAGUGUACAGACUUGCAGAGCUUGUGAGCGAGCAGCGAACGGCGACGAAAGAGAAUGUGCAACGUAAGCAGGCGCGAACCGAAGGCGAGCGGGAUGACUCGGAUGCCGAAAUCAGUGCGUCCGAUUCUGAUGAGGAUGACGAGGAUGCUGUGCCCUACAAUCCCAAAAAUCUCCCGCUCGGUUGGGAUGGAAAGCCCAUACCCUAUUGGUUAUAUAAACUCCACGGACUCAAUAUAAGUUACAACUGUGAGAUUUGUGGAAAUUUCAUUUACAAAGGACCGAAAGCGUUUCAGAGACACUUUGCUGAAUGGAGACAUGCUCAUGGGAUGAGGUGCUUGGGAAUCCCAAACACUGCACAUUUUGCAAAUGUGACUCAAAUUGAAGAUGCUCUAUCUUUGUGGGAGAAACUAAAAUCGCAGAAACAAGAAGAAAGGUGGCAACCUGAACAAGAAGAAGAAUUUGAAGAUUCACUGGGAAAUGUUGUCAAUAGAAAAACUUUCGAAGACUUGAAGAGGCAAGGAUUGUUGUAGAGUUCGUCCUAUCAAUAAACCACCAAUCUCAUUUCUCUAUUUCGAUGGUGAUUGUUAUUUUUAAUUUUCAACUCCACCUCUUUCACAACAAUUAACAGUGUACAUAUGAUAUUUUGUAUCUUAAAAUAUUACUGCCUAGAUUUUAUACCUUUGAUUGAAAUAUAUUUUCUCUUUAGAUCCUAUUUGAUGUACUCUAUUCUCUUUGAUUGGCAUUAUCAGUGUGAAAAUCUUAUGCUAUGUAUUGUAUAUCAAGUUCCACAAUAAAAGUAUUAGAGAACAGACUAUAA
This is a messenger RNA of Nilaparvata lugens (brown planthopper), 1769 nucleotides long. Its product is annotated as splicing factor 3A subunit 3-like. Lineage: Eukaryota; Metazoa; Arthropoda; Insecta; Hemiptera; Delphacidae. Gene Ontology annotation, molecular function: zinc ion binding; RNA binding. The record is from RefSeq and is a predicted model, not a curated record. Gene Ontology annotation, biological process: mRNA splicing, via spliceosome. Gene Ontology annotation, cellular component: spliceosomal complex; nucleus.